Molecule: messenger RNA, 6255 nt
Organism: Brassica napus (rape)
Lineage: Eukaryota; Viridiplantae; Streptophyta; Magnoliopsida; Brassicales; Brassicaceae
Product: auxin response factor 17-like
Exons: 3
Coding region: 136-1767 (543 amino acids)
Biological process (GO): response to hormone; regulation of DNA-templated transcription
Cellular component (GO): nucleus
Molecular function (GO): DNA binding
Source: RefSeq, a predicted model, not a curated record
CGAAUAAAAAUCCCGUAACUGCGUAACAGUAAAAAUCUGUAAUCUCUCUACUAAAUUAUCUCUCUCUCUCUCUCUCUCUCUCUAACACCUAACAGUUCCCACCUAACUUCCUCUGCAGUGAACAAACAACCGCCUAUGUCGCCGCCGCCGCCGGCAACCGCCGACUUCCUCCGCGAAGUCGACCCUCAGAUCUGGCGCGCUUGCGCAGGCGCCUCCGUUCAAAUCCCCUCUCUCUACUCUAGGGUUUACUACUUCCCUCAAGGCCAUGUCGAGCACUCUUGCCCCUCCUCGCUCAUCUCUUCUCUCUCAACCGCUCCGGUUCCCUGCGUCGUCUCCGCCGUCGAGUUACUCCCCGAUCCGAUCACCGACGAGGUCUUCGCUCACCUUGCGCUGCAGCCGAUAUCUCCCGAGCACUUCUCUCCCUCCAAUUUCUCCGGAUUCGGGAGCGACGACGAUGAGAACAACAACAGCAACAGCAAGGUGGUUACCUUCGCGAAGAUAUUAACGCCGUCAGAUGCUAAUAACGGAGGAGGAUUCUCCGUCCCGCGUUACUGCGCGGACUCCGUCUUCCCUCCGCUCGAUUUCCACGCGGAUCCUCCGGUGCAGAAGCUAUUCAUCACCGAUAUCCACGGCGUCGUCUGGGACUUCCGCCAUAUCUACCGCGGUACGCCGCGCCGGCACUUGUUAACCACCGGGUGGAGCAAGUUCGUCAACGGCAAGAAGCUUAUCGCCGGAGACUCGGUCGUUUUCAUGAGGAAAUCUGUUGAUGAGAUGUUUAUAGGUGUGAGGCGAGCGCCGAACUCAAACCACGGGGAUGAGUACUACGGAGGAGGUAAGAAGGGGUUUAGGAGGAUUGGGAUGGGGAAGUUGACGGCGGAAGCUGUCUCCGAGGCGAUCAACAAGGCGGUGCAGGGUUAUCCCUUCGAGGUGGUGUAUUAUCCCACGGCGGGAUGGUCAGACUUCGUGGUGAGGGCUGAGGAUGUUGAGGUAUCCAUGGCUGGAUACUGGAGUCCUGGUACUAGAGUGAAGAUGGCUAUGGAGACAGAGGACUCUUCGCGGGUUACGUGGUUUCAGGGCGUUGUCUCCUCCAGGUUUCAAGAAACUGGUUUGUGGAAGCAGCUUCAGAUCACAUGGGAUGAACCUGAGAUUCUGCAAAACUUGAAGAGGGUGAAUCCUUGGCAAGUGGAGGUCGUUGCAAACUCAAGUCAGCUUCUUGCUAUUUACCCUCCAACAAAGAGGUUGAAGCAUUCCAAUAGCGCGAGUGGGUUCUUGAGUGGAGAAGGAGGAGAAAUGCUCUAUUCCGGAAGAGGACAACAAGCUGUGGAUCCAAGUCCCUAUUUGUUCUCGUAUACUACAUUUCCUGCUGGCAUGCAGGGAGCCAGGCAUUAUGAAUUUGGGUCUUUUAACUCAACCGGAUUCAUCGGAGAAAACACUCCCCAGCUAUGCACUAAUAACUUCUUUAACCCACUUCCUGGGCUGAGAAAAAUCUCGACUGAGAUGAUGAACUAUGGCAGCCCGCUAUCAGAUGACUUGUCGCCUAAUAGCAAUACCACUAACCUCUCCUCUGGGAAUGAACAGGUUGGAAACCGAGGCCACGCUGUAAGAGUUAACUCGAUUCAGCUGUUUGGCCAGAUCAUUAACGUGCAGGAGCUUACUGAGAGCGGUCUUGCUGAGGGCUUGUAUGAAGAGGAUGGAAGCAAAGAGUCCAGUGACAAUGAAGUUGUGAAUGAGACACAAUUGUCCUUGACGUAUGCUCAAGGCAUGUGAAAGAUUCAGAGGCGCCUCAAGAUUCCAACAGCCACCGAGGUAGUUAAGUGAAUGAAGGACUUUUGGAUCUUGCUGGAAUCUCUGUCAAGUCCCAAGUACUAGUAAUCGUACUAUAUAUAUAAUAAGUAUCUUGUCUUUCUGCAUUGACUUUGACUUGGUUUGACUGUUUUAUUUGACCAAUUUCUGAGACAUAUUGUGGUGAACAUCUCGCUCUCCAUCACCUAAUAGUUUACUACUAGUAUAUUAUUAUAUUAUUGGGGUUGAAGUUUAUGUAAGCAACUAGUACGGCUACUGGAUCCUUAAAUGGGACAAAGCUUUGGUAGACUUUAGUAUCAAGAACUAAGACAACCAUCCCCAUCCUAUCACCUUAUCCGUUAUGCCAUUAAAGUACCAAGACUUGACUAAGGCUUAGAUAGUAUAAGAGUUUUGGUAUUAUAUGCAGUUAUAUAAUAAGUACGGGAAGUAGAAAGGAGUCGAAACCUGGUCAUGUUUUAAGAGCAUACGAGUGUGCAUAGGUUUUGUGUCCUGGCUUGUGAGAUGUUGGUGUAAGGGAAUAUCCUGAACUUUCUAUUGGCCAUGCACGUUUUAACUGAGCAUCACUCACCAGUCACCAUUGCCUGUCAAAGUCAGAUAUGAUUUGUGUAUGUAAAAGACUCGAAUUCUAAAAUCAGGGUCACACAAAGCUUUAAAGGUUUAGAUGAUAUACCUUGCAAGAAAUAGUCAUGACUCUGCUGGACUUUGGUUGCUUCACCUAAGCUACAUUAGUAAAUGGUUUAACAUGGUCCAUAUCGCUGCUCCAUGUAUAUCCCAACGAAACAAUCCACUGUGCCAUGGAGAUGUAAGAAUACGCCAAAUCUCAUGAUUCUAAGCUAGGGCAUUCCAGUAAAGAGCUCCCAUGUGUUGGAAGCUGCAAAAUCACAUGAAAAUACAGAGCUUCAUAAUCAGUCGUUUAAGCAACAAGAAACAAAUCGUUUCCUUCGAUUCGUUAAAACCUACAGAUCUAAGAAGACGCACUUCUAUAUGUAACUUGGGUUCGAUUGCUUAAUCAAACAGAGCGUAGCAACAAUAUCUACACAAACUAAAUACAGUAGAAGGAUGAUCUCACGAAAAAUGAUCACACUCCUAAGGAUCUACCGCAAUCAAUUAGAGGAUGAUUCCAUAGAUGGAUACCACUAGUAUAAGCGGAGCAUAAGAUUCUCAGAAAGAUGCUGGAAGGAGAAUCGGCCGAAUAAUUUGGCGGCUCAGUUACUGUUUGAGAUCCUGGAGCGGCCGAGUAUAGGCCACGUGUCACGCUUGGUUUGCCAAGAGCUGUGAUGGAAGAGGGGGAACUUCUCCGAGCUUAGAUCACCGGCGACGGGAGAUAUUUCACCGAUCUUCGUCUUUGGCUCCAUCGGAGAAGAGAAGUUAGGGUUCGGAGAGAUAGAAUGGAACUUUAUUACCUGACAGAGAAGGUGGCGCGAAAAUUGAUUUUUGAGAAUAAACCGAAAUACUAACCCUUUUUUAAAGAUCCGGUUUGGAAUUGGUUUAUAGAAUUUACAUUUCUCUUAACCGGUUUAGCUCUCAAAUUGUACUUGGAAGUUCAUCGCAAACACAAUGCUCCAAGCUUCCCUCUAUUAUAGAAGUCAGUUUCCUCUUAUGUCAUAGACUGAUAAUAAUGUUUUAUCUCUGUUGGAGGUGGAUUUACAUCUUUCUCAAGAUCCAUUAAGACAAUAAAUUACGCCCAUUUUGUUAGGUAGCCCUAGACAUCUUUCUUCUAUAAAUAAGAAACCAUCUCCUUAUUAGAAAGGAUGAUCUCUUCUCCAUUUUAGACUUAGAACACUUCUUACAAGGAGUUUAUGGAUUCUUAGAUUACUUUACACUAGAAACCAUUCUUGUAAUACAAUCUUUGAUCAAUAAACUUUUUUUGAUGUUCAUUUCUUAUUUGAUUCUUUCAAGAUUUCUCCUAAACAUCAUUAUCUUUAGAUUCUUUAUUUUAAUUUUAUGAUUCCAACAAACAUCACCAGCAUAAACAUCGUUUUUGGGUCAAACAGUUGGCGCUAGAAGAAGGGGGCCAAGGAGAACUAUUCUCGAAAACUCGAACUUGGGAACAACUCAUGGACCUAUCGAUCUCGGUUCAUCUAGGCAACAAGCUAUCAAAGUCAUUGUCGAAAAGAUAAGUUUCACAAUCUUAUCUCAUUAUUAAAUUUCGAUUCAUGAUUAUGGCAUAUAAGAUACACAUGCUUAAUCAGGAAGGAGAAUAAUAAAAAAAAAUUAUUAUUUCUGAUUUUAGGAGAAGUUACGAUCGGCUACGACUCUUGACGACGUCUAUCUCGCCGUCACGGCUUUCUCACACCCGUCGAACUCCAUUCCGUCGUCGCCGACAACAGGCCAUAUCGGACAAGAACAACGAUUGUCUUUGACUCCUGAUAGAUUGCGACCAAGGUCAAGAAUUGAUCUGGACAACAUAGGCAAUCUCGUGAGCCACUUUCCUAGCAGCUCGUCAUCAGAAGAUUCGAUCUCGGCCACUCCUUGUUGGAUGGUUCACGAUGGCGCGGAAACCUCUACCGAAGACAAGCUAGGUUUGGCAAGGGUUCUGGUACAGAGCGUUCACGUUCUCGAAGUAUCUUCAGUCUCCGGAUUAGAGUCACCGCUUUCCCCACGGCGGAGACGGAGGUCAGAGAUUCGAUCCUGGCGGCGAGUUUGAGCUUUGACAAGGGAGACGUACUUCUUGCCACCGAGUGAAUUCCAAGAUGUAGAUCCCGCGGCUUCGAUUCAAUUGAUCACUUCAUCUUCAUCGUUUCUGAAGAAUCUGACGGAACGACAUCAUUCAUCACACCGUCUUCAUCGUUUCGAAGCUCUCCCAGCGAGCUUAAUCUCAGCAGCGCUAUGGACUUGAUACGAACGCCUCGCUCUCAAGAUGUAGAACCCUGAGAGAGCUCUGAUUGGCUUCUUAGAUUCUUGGCAUGCUUUCCCCGGCUACAAAGACGUCUCCUCGUCAAGACUCCCCUCGAGAUCAAGUCAAAACCAGCUCUGUCUCUCUUUGUCGACCACAAGCUCGUGACUUUGAUCACGGUUUGCACAAUCGAUCAUUCGCGACUCUGUCGACAAGAAACUGAAGAUGAGAGGGCCGAGCAACAACUAAUAGGAUACAUAUCAUGUUGAGUUUGUACUUGAGCUGACGAGCUGAAGCUAUGGUGGUCGAAGACGUUGCCCAUUGCCGAGUAAAGCACAUGACUGUUGUUCUACGUCAAACCAUACGAGCCCGAGCUUCUGUAUAAGAAGUCUCGUAACAAAUUUUAGUUGGCAACUGGCACCAUUGAUGGAGCUUGAGCCUGAGCUGAGCGUGUAAGAUGCGUUUCAAGAGGACAGCAACGCUGUUACGGUCUUGAUGACAAACUAGCGGGCUGCCGAAGAAGAGAGGAAGCUUUCUCAUGAAAGGCCGACCAAAUAGCCCAAGAUUCCCAUCAGCUUGCCGUCUCGCAACAAACUGAAACUUGAUCUGAGAAGCUCCAAACGGUUAACUUCAAGCCGGUCGCAUGCCAAGAGCUAGAGCUCGCCAAACGCAAUGACAACAGACCUCCGUCUCGGCAAGGUCUCCAUCUCGUCAACCACUAGCUCAGCAUCUCGUUCUCGACAAAUUGAGGCUUGUUACGCUUCACCAGGCAUGACGUCUUCAAUGGUUCCAUCGCUAGAAGCUUGUUUCUGACUUCAAGCUCUAUCAGCUUGUCACCGAUCCACAAAUUCAGUCUCGCAGCACGUUUCUCAGCGUCACGCCGACCACAUCAAUCGCUACAACAUGUGGAUCAACAAGACAUCUUGAUGCGCCAAAACUCCACCGUUCCAUCUACACAUGGAUCUCGUCAGUACCGCGAAGAAAUGUCCACGGCGAUUCGAUUGCGGCGGUUCUUUCAUGGCGGUACGUUUAUGACGAUGUGUAUGGCGACUUGUCUUUGGCAGUUCGUCGAUUGACACUUAAUCCAUGGCGACUCUUUCGGAUGGUUCAGAACACUGUCCUCACAUGUCGUUCGCGCAACCAUUCCGGGAGGUCCGAUCGGAAUCAGAAGUAUGUCAACGACAGCUCGCCCGGGACAGUCCGUCCAUAACACUUCGUUUAUGGCAACCUAACAAUGACAGUCCAUUCAUGACAAUCGUCUACGACAUGGGUAUGUGCCUAGUUCAUUGUCUCAUAAACCCUAUUCGUAAAAUUAACAGAUAUCGAUUUUGUCUCUCUCUCUCUACGAACUUGGGGGCUUACUGUUAGGGGUGGAUUUACAUCUUCCUCAAGGCUCAUUAAGACAAUGAAUUAGGCUCACUUUGUUAGUUAACCCUAGACAUCUUUCUUCUAUAAAUAAGGAACUAUCUCCUUAUUAGAAGGGAUGAUCUAUUCUCCAUUUUAGACUUAGAACACUUCUUACAAAGGGUUUAUGGAUUCUUAGAUUACUUUACACUAGAAACCAUUCUUGUAAUACAAUCUUUGAUCAAUAAACUCUUUUGGAUGUUCAUUUCUUA